This is a messenger RNA of Diatraea saccharalis (sugarcane borer), 1788 nucleotides long. The record is from the annotation of a GenBank genome assembly. Lineage: Eukaryota; Metazoa; Arthropoda; Insecta; Lepidoptera; Crambidae.
AUGUCCUCUGACUUUUAUUUCAGAAAAUGGAAACAAACCCUUAUUCACUUAGAAGAUUUAGUACAACUCGACUUAGAAUAUCAGAGUAGCAAAGAACAUGAUAAAACUAUUUGCGCGGCUGUGAUGCGGCUAACUGGUAUACUCGGACGGUACAAUCAGCUGCACAACGAAGCAUUGGAGUGCCUGCAACAAAAUUUGCAAGUACAAAAAGUCCACUACAUAGCUGAUGUGGUCAAAGCCAUCACUAAAAGGAUUUUAGAAUUAAAACACAAUAUUAGAAAACUGGAAUGCAGCAACAUACAAUUCAUGGGGCACGGUCUCGCCAAUCAUAAGUUGACACCAAUGGAUGCUGAAUUGUCUGAAUUUCCACCUCAUGUAAAAAGGCCUGAACAUAUAGAAUUACUUAUUGAAGAAGCAUUUAAAAAAUCAGAAGAAAGGAAACAAGAACUGCGGAGAUUAGCUUUAGAGUCAGAACAAUUGAAAAAUAAUGAAUCCAGGCCUGUAACAAAUUGGUGGGACGAUGAACAACAGGAAGAAAAUGAAAGUUAUCAAGAAUCUAUUACAGAAAAAGAAUCAGAAGAAACGCUGCAAAGAAAACAAAUGGCAGCCAUAAUUCAAGCACACGAACGCUCUCGGGCUUACUUUGAAAUAAAGAGAAAAAGAAAAUUACAGUUUAAAGAAUAUGAAUUAUUGGGAAUGCAAUUAAAUCGAAAACUCAAUAAAGAUCCUUCUAAUAAUAAUGACGAGGUAAGGUCAGAAAAGCUUAGUUUCGACCGAAUGCAGCGCAGGAAAAUCAUCGAGCUAGAAUGGCGGGACUCGUGUGAGAAACUUAAACAAGAAUUUAUGAAAAGAAAGUUGGACGAUGUAGCAGAAAACUACAGAGAUUUUGUUAGAUGUUGGUUUAGGAAAUGUGAAAUAGUAUCAGUUCUGAUAAUGAAAGAGGAGUUGCCUGAUCCAGUCGAAUGGUGGGAACAAUAUGAACAAUAUUUAGCGGAUAAGAAAUCUAACAAAAAUCAAACAGCCAUGCAAAAGAAAUACGAAGAGAUGCAAGCUAAAGAAGAAGCCAUGAUGAAAAAGAGAGAAGAGCUUAUAAAGAAAAAACUACAAACUGAACUAAUGCGAAAACUUAUGAAGAACCCGACUCUACAUCCUGGCUAUAUUUAUCCGCAAUCUAAAAAAACUAAUCAUAUUUUAGAGGUCAUUAAAUGCUAUAAUGAUGAUUGGAGUCAACUUGACUUGCUAAAUUCUUUGGAUGUCAAAGAAAGAUUUGUACAUGAUGUUGAUAUUAAUAACGUGUACGCAGAAAUUAGAAAAGAAAUUAUGAACGCGGUAAACGAUGACAUGAGAGAAGAGUUGAAACUUCUAAAAAAAGCACUCAAAAACGAUUACGAAAACAUGGAUGAAAAAUUGCCAGAACCAAUGCGUAAAGAUAAGUAUAUCUUUUUUAGUAACCACUCAGUGCCUGCAGAUUUGAAUGUAGCUGGCUUGGCAUUCGUCCUUCGUGGAUACAGCUAUGGAUAUCUAAAGAAGGCUCUCACAGACUUCUUAUCUCCCGAACGCGUAGUAAAAAUUGCCGCAUAUGGAUUGUUUCCACAAGAAAUCUACGAUUACAUUAUAAAUGAUGCAGAAAAUAAAAUAGAAUAUGAAAAAUAUCAAAAAUGGUAUUACGACCAAGCCCAUUGGGGCAAGAAAGAGAAAAAGCAUAUAAUGGAACAAAGAGAGUACAAAGAAGCAUUAAUAAUGUACCAGGAGAGAAUCAAGAAGAAGAAUAAUCAGCAGCAUAAAUAA